Molecule: messenger RNA, 762 nt
Organism: Thyridium curvatum
Lineage: Eukaryota; Fungi; Ascomycota; Sordariomycetes; Thyridiales; Thyridiaceae
Exons: 2
Coding region: 1-762 (253 amino acids)
Biological process (GO): endoplasmic reticulum to Golgi vesicle-mediated transport; vesicle fusion
Cellular component (GO): endoplasmic reticulum membrane; ER to Golgi transport vesicle membrane; SNARE complex
Molecular function (GO): SNAP receptor activity; SNARE binding
Source: RefSeq, a predicted model, not a curated record
AUGAACACCGCCUUCAACUCUGCGCUCAAGCAGAGCACCUCGAUCCGCAAAGACUUCUCGGCCCUGUCCCCGUCCUCCUCCUCAGACGCAGCCGCAGGCGGCGGGCCCGCCGCCCUCACCCCGGCCGCGCUGGGCUCCCUCUCGGCCAGCCUGACGUCCUUCUCCCGCACGCUGGAUGAGUACAACCGGCUGGCGAAGCAGGAGCUCAACCCGACCAAGCAGGAAAAGGCGUUUAGCAGGCUCAGCGGCUUCCGCACGGAACUCGCCGAGUACCGGGCGCAGCUGGAGUCGAUCAAGACGUCCCGCGACGACGCGAUACACGACCAGAACAGGGGCGAGCUGCUGGGCCGGCGGCCGUACGUCAGCGCCACACCCGAGAAUCCCUACGCGAACACGGCGUCGUCGUCGUCGUCGUCCGGGGCGACGAGCUACGGAGGCGGCGGCGCGGGGCUGAGCAUGGGCAGCGGCAACCCGACGGCCGAGGAGCACGCGCUGCGCGAGCAGGACUUCUUCUCGAGCACGAACCGCAGCCUCGACGACUACAUCGCGCAGGGGCAGGCCGUGCUGGACAACCUGGGCAUGCAGAAGGACAUGCUCAAGAACACGCAAAAGAGGCUCUACUCGGCGGCCAACACGCUCGGCCUGUCCGGCGAGACGAUCCGCAUGAUCGAGCGGCGGGCCCGGGAGGACAAGUGGAUCUUCUGGGCCGGCGUCAUCGUCUUCUUCCUCUUCUGCUGGCUGUGUCUGCAUUUCCUGAGGUGA